CUAGCUGGGAAGGACAUGGUAUGGUGGCCGAUUGGAGCAUCGCUGUUUGCCAGCAACGUGGGAAGUGGUCAUUUCAUUGGAUUGGCUGGCACAGGAGCAGCCUCUGGGAUUGCAGUCAGUGCGUAUGAGUUCAAUGGAAUGUUUAUUCUGAUCUUGCUGGCAUGGUUUUUUCUUCCCAUCUACAUUGCAGCCGAGGUCACCACUAUGCCCGAAUAUUUACUAAAACGAUUUGGAGGACAAAGAAUUCGGCUCUUUAUUGCAACUCUUUAUUUGUUCAUCUAUAUAUUCACAAAGAUAUCAGUUGAUAUCUAUGCUGGAGCUGUCUUCAUUCAACAAGCUCUUCGCUGGGAUUUGUACAUUGCAGUGAUUGGAUUAUUGGCGAUCACCACUCUCUACACUGUUGGAGGUGGGCUGGCGGCUGUAAUAUAUACCGAUGCGCUACAGACAGUGGUCAUGCUGACUGGAGCUCUAAUUCUAAUGGGAUAUGCUUUCAUUAAAGUUGAAGGUUACUCAGGCCUUCAGGAACUGUACUUCCAUGCUAUUCCAAGCAUUCGUGACCUCAACACAACUUGUGGCCUCCCAAGAAAUGAUGCUUUUCACAUAUUUCGGAAUCCUGCGACCUCUGACUUUCCUUGGCCAGGUGUAUUGAUUGGAAUGACCAUCCCUUCUAUCUGGUAUUGGUGCACAGAUCAGGUCAUCGUCCAGAGGUCACUCUCUGCCAAGACACUGCUUCAUGCCAAAGGUGGCUCUUUGUUUGCUGUCUACUUGAAAAUCUUGCCCGUUUUCAUAAUGGUGCUCCCAGGCAUGAUAAGCAGAGUACUCUUUACAGAUGAAGUAGCCUGUGCUGAUGCUGAUACCUGUCGUAGAAUUUGUGGGAAUCAGGUUGGUUGCUCAGAUAUCGCUUACCCGAAGCUGGUAAUGGAGUUGCUGCCAGGAGGACUGCGAGGCCUGAUGAUGUCAGUAAUGAUUGCUGCCCUUAUGUCCUCUCUCACUUCAAUUUUCAACAGUGCGAGUACAUUAUUUACAAUGGACAUUUGGAACCACAUUCGACCCCACUGCUCUGAGUGGGAGCUUAUGAUUGUUGGAAGGGUAUUUGUUCUGGUCCUGGUAGUGCUUUCUGUGCUGUGGAUUCCUUUGGUACAAAUGAGCCAAGGUGGUCAGCUCUUCCAGUACAUCCAGUCCAUCAGCUCCUACUUACAGCCACCUGUCGCAGUGGUCUUCAUGGCUGGCUGCUUCUGGAAACGAACUAAUGAGAUGGGUGCAUUCUGGGGCCUAUUCACAGGAAUCCUGGUAGGCUGCAUUCGAAUGGCUUUGGACUUUAUUUAUCCAGAGCCCCUGUGUGGCCAACCUGAUGACCGGCCUCUGGUGACCAAGUACGUUCAUUACCUGCACUUUUCCAUCAUCCUUUCUGUCUUUACAUUGAUCGUUGUGGUGAUCAUCAGUCUCAGUACAAAACCUCCAGAUCCAAAAAGGAUUAGCCGCAUGACCUGGUUCACCCGUUUUGAAAGAAACAAUUCUGUAGUAGGACAGGCUGAAGAAGCUGCACACAAAAUAGAUUCUACAAUGAGACAACCUGAAGGAGAUAAGCUGCACCAAGAGGAAAUCAGCAACGCAAACAACAUUACCCUCUCAACAGUUGAAUCAGUGAAAAAAAGGUCCAAGUUGAUAACGUUUGUAUUGUGGUUCUGUGGGAUGGAUAAGAAGGAAGAUACAGCGAGUGCUCCAACAAGCAACGUUUUGGCCAACAAUCAUUUGUUCAUUGAAGAGGGUCAUAUGCAUAACUUUGUUAAUGCUAAUUUAAUCGUCUGUUUGAGUGCUGUUGUCUUUCUCUAUGCUUAUUUUUCCUAA
Molecule: messenger RNA, 1848 nt
Organism: Carcharodon carcharias (great white shark)
Lineage: Eukaryota; Metazoa; Chordata; Chondrichthyes; Lamniformes; Lamnidae
Gene: slc5a11
Product: solute carrier family 5 member 11
Exons: 15
Coding region: 16-1848 (610 amino acids)
Biological process (GO): transmembrane transport
Cellular component (GO): plasma membrane
Molecular function (GO): D-glucose:sodium symporter activity
Source: RefSeq, a predicted model, not a curated record